GUGGACCGCGCGCGCACCCCCUGGCUGGUUGUCUACUUCCACACCAGCUACUACCACAGCUAUGUGGCUCAGUACAUGCAGGGCAACACCUUCCGCACAGUGUACGAGCCCCUGCUCCACCAGCACGGCGCAGACCUGGUGUUCUCAGGCCACACACACGCCUACGAGAGGACUUUCCCAAUCUUCAACUACUCUCGCGACUCCUGCGGCCCCAUCUACAUCACCAUAGGCGAGCAGGUUCAUCGACGCCCAGCCGCAGGAGGCGUACUGCGCCAACCUCCCGCCUGGUCCGCCUUUAGGGAGCAGAGCUUCGGCUUCGGCCUGCUGGAGCUGCUCAACGACACGCAUGCCGUGUGGCAGUGGAACCGCAAC
This is a messenger RNA of Chlorella variabilis, 372 nucleotides long. RefSeq lists its product as hypothetical. NCBI's taxonomy places the organism in Eukaryota, Viridiplantae, Chlorophyta, Trebouxiophyceae, Chlorellales, Chlorellaceae. The transcript has 4 exons. The annotation marks the transcript as partial. Gene Ontology annotation, molecular function: acid phosphatase activity. The record is from RefSeq and is a predicted model, not a curated record.